Messenger RNA from Coffea eugenioides, 570 nucleotides. Its product is annotated as dirigent protein 19-like. NCBI's taxonomy places the organism in Eukaryota, Viridiplantae, Streptophyta, Magnoliopsida, Gentianales, Rubiaceae. The record is from RefSeq and is a predicted model, not a curated record. The transcript has a single exon. The coding region runs from base 1 to 570 and encodes 189 amino acids.
AUGGCAAAGAGUUUAGCUAUAGCAUCCCUCCAAAUUCUCGGCGUGCUUUUACUAGCAAGCUUGGCACAGUCAAAGCAUUCGAUCUUACAUUUGACGCUGUACGACCAUGAAUUUAAAGGUCCAACUGCUGAGCACAAUCAGACUAUUUAUCCUGUUGCAGGUCUCCCCAACGUAAAAUGGGGCUUUUUACAAUUUGGAACUCUUUUCAUCGGCACAAAUAUCUUGAAAGAAACCAUCUCAUUCCACUCCCCGACAGUUGGUCAUUUGCAUGGCGUUGUUGGAGUAGCAUCCCUUGAUGGCUUCGCCAUAGAGGCCUUGGCAAGUGUGCACUUCCUUGAACACGGAAAGUACAAUGGUAGCACUGUGGAAAUUAAAGGAGUUAUCAAUCAGGAUCAGCAAGUCAGUGAAGUUGCAAUUGUAGGAGGAACCAAACAAUUUCGGUAUGCAACAGGGUAUAUGACCUUUACGGGUACCCCGGUUGUAAAUGCAACUGGGCAUAAUGUUUAUAAGUUGGACCUCCACAUUAGACUUGACAAAAAAGGUGACAGCCCUGGUAUUGCUCUUCAAUAA